This is a messenger RNA of Sciurus carolinensis (gray squirrel), 3686 nucleotides long. It is a transcript of the gene Slc7a14, whose product is annotated as solute carrier family 7 member 14. The record is from RefSeq and is a predicted model, not a curated record. The transcript is spliced from 8 exons. Gene Ontology annotation, molecular function: amino acid transmembrane transporter activity. Gene Ontology annotation, biological process: transmembrane transport; amino acid transport. The coding region runs from base 348 to 2663 and encodes 771 amino acids. Gene Ontology annotation, cellular component: plasma membrane. Lineage: Eukaryota; Metazoa; Chordata; Mammalia; Rodentia; Sciuridae.
GAGGACUGGCAGGAAUCUGGAGCUUGCAGGAGGGGGUUCGAUCUGAAUAAUUGAGGAGCUGUUCAACAGCAGCGGCUGACUCUUGCCUUCCUUUGCCGCCACCAUCACCCCCCAUCAGAUCCGGAGAGACAGCCCGCGCUGUAAGCGCGGACCAUCAGCACCAGCCCCAGCAGCCAGUUCAUCGCCUCAAGCCCCUCUGAUAUUCAUGCCCAGGAGAAGGCUGCUUUGCUGUGGACCUUUCCUAAAAGGGAGAUCCCUGUUCACUAGAUGAAUUCCAGAACCAUCCACUAAGGCUUCCGUAGCCCUCUUCCAUCAGCUGACCUUCACUGCGACUCCUGUUACUCAAGAUGAGUGGCUUCCUGUCCUCGCUGGACCCCCGGCGGGUGCAGUGGGGGUCUGCCUGGUAUGCCAUGCACUCUAGGAUCCUGCGCACCAAACCAGUAGAGUCCAUGCUGGAGGGAACUGGGGCCACCACGGCACACGGCACCAAGCUCGCCCAGGUGCUCACAACCAUGGACCUCAUCUCUCUUGGCGUUGGCAGCUGCGUGGGCACUGGCAUGUAUGUGGUGUCUGGUCUGGUGGCCAAGGAAAUGGCGGGACCUGGUGUCAUUGUGUCCUUCAUCAUUGCUGCCGUGGCGUCUAUAUUAUCAGGUGUGUGCUAUGCAGAAUUUGGAGUCCGAGUCCCCAAGACCACAGGCUCCGCCUACACCUACAGCUAUGUCACUGUUGGCGAAUUUGUGGCAUUUUUCAUUGGCUGGAACCUGAUCCUGGAGUACCUGAUUGGCACUGCAGCUGGUGCCAGUGCUCUGAGCAGCAUGUUUGACUCACUGGCAAACCACACCAUCAGCCGCUGGAUGGUGAACAGCGUGGGAACCCUCAAUGGGCUGGGGAAAGGUGAAGAAUCAUACCCAGACCUUCUGGCUCUGGUGAUUGCUGUCAUCGUGACCGUUAUUGUUGCUCUGGGGGUGAAGAAUUCCGUGGGCUUCAACAACGUCCUCAAUGUGCUGAACCUGGCAGUAUGGGUAUUCAUCAUGAUCGCAGGCCUCUUCUUCAUCAACGGAAAGUACUGGGCAGAGGGCCAGUUCUUGCCCCACGGCUGGUCAGGGGUGCUGCAAGGAGCAGCCACGUGUUUCUAUGCUUUCAUUGGCUUUGACAUCAUUGCCACCACCGGAGAGGAAGCCAAGAAUCCCAACACAUCCAUCCCUUACGCUAUCACUGCCUCCCUGGUCAUCUGCCUGACAGCCUAUGUGUCUGUGAGCAUGAUCUUAACUCUGAUGGUGCCAUAUUAUGCCAUUGAUACGGAAUCCCCUCUCAUGGAGAUGUUUGUGGCUCAUGGCUUCUAUGCUGCAAAAUUUGUAGUGGCCAUUGGGUCGGUUGCAGGACUGACAGUCAGCUUGCUGGGCUCCCUCUUCCCAAUGCCAAGGGUCAUUUAUGCCAUGGCUGGUGAUGGACUUCUUUUCAGGUUCCUGGCUCAUGUAAGCUCCUACACAGAGACUCCAGUGGUAGCCUGCAUUGUGUCAGGGUUCCUGGCAGCUCUGCUCUCGCUGCUGGUCAGCCUGAGAGACCUGAUAGAGAUGAUGUCCAUUGGCACACUCCUCGCCUACACCUUGGUCUCUGUCUGUGUCUUGCUCCUUCGAUAUCAACCUGAGAGUGACAUUGAUGGUUUUGUCAAGUUCUUGUCUGAGGAGCACACCAAGAAGAAGGAGGGCAUUCUGGCUGAAUGUGAGAAGGAAACAUGUUCUCCUGUGAGUGAAGGGGAAGAGUUUUCUGGCCCAGCCACCAAUACAUGUGGGGCCAAAAAUCUCCCAUCUUUGGGAGACAAUGAGAUGCUCAUUGGAAAAUCAGACAAGUCAACCUACAAUGUCAACCACCCCAACUAUGGUACCGUGGACAUGACCACAGGCAUAGAAGCUGAUGAAUCUGAAAAUAUUUAUCUCAUCAAGUUGAAGAAGCUGAUUGGGCCCCGUUACUACACCUUGAGAAUCCGACUGGGUCUUCCAGGCAAAAUGGACCGGCCCACAGCAGCCACAGGGCACACGGUGACCAUCUGUGUGCUCCUGCUUUUCAUCCUCAUGUUCAUCUUCUGCUCCUUCAUCAUCUUUGGUUCUGACUACAUCUCAGAGCAGAGCUGGUGGGCCAUUCUUCUGGUUGUUCUGAUGGUGCUGCUGAUCAGCGCCCUGGUGUUUGUGAUCCUGCAGCAGCCAGAGAACCCCAAGAAGCUGCCCUACAUGGCGCCUUGCCUCCCCUUUGUGCCUGCCUUUGCCAUGCUGGUGAACAUCUAUCUCAUGCUAAAGCUCUCCACCAUCACAUGGAUCCGGUUUGCGGUCUGGUGCUUUGUGGGUGUGCUCAUCUACUUUGGGUACGGCAUCUGGAACAGCACCCUGGAAAUCAGCGCACGAGAGGAGGCUCUGCAUCAAAGCACGUACCAGCGCUACGACGUAGAUGAGCCCUUCUCCGUGGAGGACGGUUUCUCCUACGCCACUGAGGGCGAGAGCCAGGAGGACUGGGGCGGGCCGGCGGAAGACAAAGGCUUCUAUUACCAGCAGAUGUCAGAUGCGAAGGCAAACAGCCGGACGAGUAGCAAAGCUAAGAGCAAAAGCAAACACAAACAGAACUCGGAGGCCCUGAUUGCAAAUGAUGAGUUAGAUUACUCUCCUGAGUAAGAGUAAACACAAGAGGGUGGAGAUGAUGAUGAUUGAUUUCCAGUAAUUUAACCUGUGGGCUAGAAGGCGAAAACUUUUUUGAUUCUCAUUUCACAAAUCCAGCCUUCCCCCAAAGUCAAUCCCCAGUCAUAGCCUGUCAUUUGCUAUUUUUGCUCUUCAGGAUAGAUCUGUCGAAGUGUUUGACCCAGGGCCCCUAACUGGUCCCCUUGUAAACAACAAACAAAAGGCUACACAAAAUUCCAUCUUAGGUACAACCAUGAGCUGUUGGCUGCAAAUGUUUCCUAGGCCUUUGCUUCACUGGUUGAAUCCUUUUGCUUCUUUAUUGAGACCCCAAGAAGAAGGGACGAACUUCUUAACCCCAUUAAGACGGCAGCUCCUCUGGAGAUGCACAGAAGCAGGCUAUAAGAGCAGAAGGGCAAAAUUCUGUUCUCAGCCUGUGAGGCUGACAGCUGUUCUCCCAGGUCAGGGUGAGUUGGGGACAGCCCUCCCUCGAUAAGCAACAUUUGGUCCUGAAAUCUCACCUAAAAAAAAUUCCAUGGAGAAGACACAUGCUUCUUUUUAUUCACCAAUGCUCUCACAAUUUCCACACAAUAAUUUUAGAAUCCAGCAAGGGUCAAGGACUCUUGAGAUCUUUCCCCCAAAGGUUUCAGAUUCACCGUAAAACGUCAUACAGACCCAAUAAUAUGGUAGGAAGCACCAUCAACGCUCUACUUACAAGCCCAGAGAAAAUGAAAUAACCUCUUGAAGUGAAGGCCAGAAAGUCCUUGGCAGAAAUGAACUGUCUGUCAUACCUUCCCUUACACCAGUCUCUAAGCUCCUGCUGACAUGCAAGGGGGCAAAGAGGGAACAUGAUUUCAUGGUACUAAUAUGCCGUGAAGAAGUAGCUCAUUUGUUUUAGAAUCAGAUAAAAAUCUUUGCAAGAAUAAGUGACCCAGCCACUGAGAUCACAUUGCAAGUUCCAUUUCAUAUUUCCAAAAUUAUAAAUUCUGCAAUUUUUUUUUUUUUUUUUUUUUUUUUUUUUUU